AUGGUCCUCCGCAAAGUCGCCGUCGUCGGUGCCACGGGCGAGCUCGGCGAGGUCGUCUAUGACGCCAUCGUCAAGGCCGGCACCUUCGAGGUCAGCGUCGUCCGCCGCGCCUCGUCGACCUCGACGCCCGCCCACGCCGAGGAGGUCUCCAUCAUCGAGGUCCCCGACGACUGGCCCGCCGACGUGCUCGAGGCGAAGCUGCGCGGCCAGGACGCCGUCGUCGUGCUCUCGCGCACCCGCGACGUCGCCCAGCACAACCGCCUCGCCACCGCCGCCGCCGCCGCCGGCGUGAAGCGCUUCAUCCCCGCCGACUACGGCAGCUGCGACUCGCGCAGCCAGCGCGCGCGCGAGGUCGUCCCGCUGUUCGACAAGAAGAACCAGGUCCGCGACCACCUCGUCCGGCUCGCCGCUUCGCACCCGGGCUUCAGCUGGUCGAGCAUCAUCUGCGGCCACUUCUUCGACUGGGGCCUGCGCCACGACUUCCUGCACUGCUUCGUCAAGACGCGCACGGCGCACAUCCUCGACAGCGGCGACCAGCCGUGCUCGCUGUCCACGCUCGGCCGUGUCGGUGAGGCUGUGGUCGCCAUCCUGCAGAAGGAGGAGGAGACCAAGAACAAGCUCCUCUUUAUCCAGAGCUUCUGUAUCACUCAGAACCAGCUGAUCAAGUCGCUGGAGAAGGCGACGGGGACCAAGUGGACGGUCGAGCAGUUCGACUCUGAAGAGUUCAUCAAGAAGCACAAAGCUCUCGCGGACGGGGGAGACCUCCAGGCGGUGGAAGAUCUGGUCUUUGCAUUGGGUGCCAUCGACGGCAACUGGGAGGUUAAACCAGAGUUUGCGAUGGAUCUACUUGGUCUGAAGAAUGAGGAUCUGGACUGUGUGGUUGCAUCAACAUUGAAGUCCAUGCAAUAG
Messenger RNA from Thyridium curvatum, 909 nucleotides. RefSeq lists its product as uncharacterized. The record is from RefSeq and is a predicted model, not a curated record. NCBI's taxonomy places the organism in Eukaryota, Fungi, Ascomycota, Sordariomycetes, Thyridiales, Thyridiaceae. The transcript has a single exon. Bases 1 to 909 code for a protein of 302 amino acids. Gene Ontology annotation, molecular function: oxidoreductase activity.